AUGGAAAAUCGGAGAGGUACAGAGCGAGGGUCUUAUAUAUGGGGCCGGAGUGUUCACAACAUCCGUAUCGAGCGCCUAUGGUGCGAUGUCACAAGAGGAUUUGGAGCAAAAUGGAAGGAUUUUUUCCUAGGGCUUGAGAUGCAUGACGGUUUGGAUACUAACUUGGAUGCCCAUGUGUGGCUCCUGCACCACAUAUUUCUUGAACGGAUUAACCUGGAUGCCACUGAUUGGGCUGAAUCAUGGAACCAUCACAGAAUUUCAAUUCGUGACGAGCGCCAGCGCAGUCCACGUGACAUGUUCUUCUUCGGCAUGCUUCAAAAUGGUGUGCAUGGAGUGGAUGCAACAUUCAUUCCGGGAGAUGAUGAAGUGGGUGACUUCCAAGAGUAUGGAAUAGACUGGGAAGCAUUCGAUGAAGAUAAUGUUCGUCAACACCAUAAUGAAGCAAAUAGUGUGGAUGAAACAGCCGACAACCCAUUUGUCAUUCAUCCCCCACAGCAGCUAUCAGAUGUACAGGUACCAGAAGCACACCGUCCACUGACAGAUGCACAGAUAUGUGAUCUAGAUAACCAGCUUACCCUUCUACCUCAUUACUUGUCUUACUCCAUGGACAGUUGUAGACUACUGUGGAUUGACGCACUUCAAAUAUGCUGUAACAUGUUUCAUUGA
Molecule: messenger RNA, 666 nt
Organism: Suillus plorans
Lineage: Eukaryota; Fungi; Basidiomycota; Agaricomycetes; Boletales; Suillaceae
Exons: 2
Coding region: 1-666 (221 amino acids)
Source: RefSeq, a predicted model, not a curated record